AAUUCAUUGCUACAGAUGGCUGGAAGGCCAUGGCUUUGGCUAUAUUUAAAGCAGAGGUUGAUCAAAGGUUAUGGGGAGAAGGUAGGAGAAUGGGGUUGAGAGGGAUAGCCAUUCAGAACCCCCCCGCCCCCGGCGGCAUGGAGUCACGGGCCACGGGCCAGCUCGCGCCACCGUCACCUGGUACCUCGCGCCCUUCCGCCCGCCCGUCACGUCACCUCCUCCAACCGCCGCCCCCAGCACGCGCCGCGUCGCUCCGCCCGGGAUUUCCCUCCACUGUUCCACCAGCUCCCUCCUCACGAUGUCGGAUCUGAGCCUCCUGGCCCUGAUCAUCCUGCUCCUGACCUUCCUCCUGCUCGCUACCCUGUUGGCUUUGGCCUUGUACUCCGGCCUGUUAGCCAAGGUGUCGGUACGUUCCGGUCCAUCACCCUUCGGCGCCCUUACCCUGGCCUACAAAUACAAGCAAGGCCCGUACCGGGAGGCGGGCCAUCUCUUUACAGAGAGCACCAGCAUCGCACCGAAGCUGAAUUGUAUCGGGAUUUACUACGACGAUCCUCAGCAGGUUCCAGAAGAAAAUUUGAGAUAUAUAGCAGGGAGCAUCCUGAGUGAAGGUGAUGAGAAGCCAUCUGAAGAACUGGUCAAACGUUUUGAGAAGUUUGGCUUUAGAAUAUUCUCUUUCCCAAAAGUCACACAUGUUGUUAUGACCACAUUCCCUUUCAAGACCUUCCUCUCACUGCUUCUGGCAAUACACCGGGUGUACCCAGUUCUGAAUAACUAUAUUAAGGAACGGAAGCUAUGUGCUCAUCCCUGUCUGGAGAUCUACUGUGGGGAAAUUAUCUACUAUGUCUGCCCUUUGGCACGUCAGAGUGACUUUUAUGUUCCUGAAGUAAAGAAUGCUGACAAGAAACAGACAGAAGAGGACACAGAUGAUGCUCGUACAGAGGUUGCAGAUUCGUUUAGCGACAGCAGCUCGGUGACGUACGAGGCCUUCACGGAGAGCAGGGAAACCUCCCUGAUGCCGCCUGUCACACCUGGCACAGCCAGUGGGGAGAUGGAGGACAGCGACUGGAGUGAGUCAGUGGCCAGCAGUUCAUCCUUCGAAGAAGUUGAGCUGGAAUUACAGGGUAAUGGGAACCGGCCCAACAUAUCUCAGCCCGCUGAUCCAGAGGACAAGGAGCCCACUCAACUGACCAACACAAAAAGACGUCUGGAUAUCAGGAGAACAGAGGAGGAAUAAAAAUAGAAUUACGAUAUAUCUUGAUGCAAUUGGCUCCAUGCAGGCAACUUCUUCCAGCACCAGACCUAUGGAACGCUUGUGGCAACAUUAAAGAAAAGGCUUGAAAUUAUGGUUUGAUUCAGAGCAAAGAUGGAAAUGUAUCAGAAUGUGUGCAAUAUUGUAUUUGUGAGCUUGAGUAUUAUUAUUAGUUCUUUAAAUAAAUCCAAAUAAUUUGUUUUUUCCACAAUUAAAAAGUUUGUGUUUGUAA
This is a messenger RNA of Mobula hypostoma (lesser devil ray), 1481 nucleotides long. Its product is annotated as testis-expressed protein 264 homolog. The transcript is spliced from 4 exons. The record is from RefSeq and is a predicted model, not a curated record. NCBI's taxonomy places the organism in Eukaryota, Metazoa, Chordata, Chondrichthyes, Myliobatiformes, Myliobatidae. Gene Ontology annotation, cellular component: autophagosome membrane; replication fork; nucleus. Gene Ontology annotation, biological process: reticulophagy; protein-DNA covalent cross-linking repair. Bases 299 to 1234 code for a protein of 311 amino acids.